Messenger RNA from Cottoperca gobio, 974 nucleotides. It is a transcript of the gene gngt1, whose product is annotated as guanine nucleotide binding protein (G protein), gamma transducing activity polypeptide 1. Gene Ontology annotation, molecular function: G-protein beta-subunit binding. Lineage: Eukaryota; Metazoa; Chordata; Actinopteri; Perciformes; Bovichtidae. Gene Ontology annotation, cellular component: heterotrimeric G-protein complex. Gene Ontology annotation, biological process: G protein-coupled receptor signaling pathway. The transcript has 3 exons. The coding region runs from base 430 to 651 and encodes 73 amino acids. The record is from RefSeq and is a predicted model, not a curated record.
GCAUUAUCUGAAAUUUUAGGAAGAAUAAAACAUAGCCUUUUGGUGUCGCAUAUCCAUAUAGUUAUUUCCCACUGGUUUGUUGCAGCUAGGGUGUUAUUAGAAAACUGCCGUGCAGUCAUGUUAAGAACAAUGGUGUGUCUCCACCUUGAGAGGUGGAGGCUAAAUACGGAUUAGCUGUUUUAUCAAAGUGACCUGAUACAUGAAGCAACACCCUUUGACCCAUUUCAUUUGAGGACAUUGAGUGAUUCACCGUCCUGUUUGAUAGCGUACUUCAGAUACUGGCUUGAUCAUCAGUGGAGCCUUGUUUUAAUGAGAUUAGCGGAUUAGGAUUGUUUUUGCGGAUUACUUUAUAACCCAGAUUGAGGGAGAGGAGACGGAUUCUUAAACAGGAUUUCGGUGGUGAAGGACUGCUCCCUGUAAGCAACCACAAUGCCGUACAUAAACAUAGACGAGCUGACGGACAAGGACAAAGCUGUGAUGGAAGUAAACCAACUUAAAACUGAAGUGAAACUUGAGAGGUGGUUGACAUCUAAAUGCUGUGAGGAAAUGAAGGACUACAUUCAGUCUGUAGAGGAGGCGGACACCCUCGUCAAAGGCAUUUCAGAGGACAAGAACCCCUUCAAGGAGAAAGGUGGCUGUGUCAUCGGCUAGACUUAACCCGAGGAGCUUUUCAUACCUCAGAUUAGCACCCAACGACAUUCUCCUUCCCCUCAUACAAUGGAUUUGCAGACUGAGAAGACUAGAGGGACACAAUAAAGAAACAAAUGAUAAAACUUCAUGAGUUCCCAUGUAAACGAUUCCCCAUCUUCUGGCCAGAUGUAUAGCCUUAUAAUAUUAUUCUUUGAAAAGAUGCAAUAAAUAAAAGUUGUAUUUGGCAUGUUUAUGUAAUGCUUCUUUCAUGUGGUGUAUAGUCUGAGCAAAUGGGCCCAUGAGUUGUUUCAUAUACAGGAGCAACUGUCAUUAAAUGUGCUUGU